Molecule: messenger RNA, 534 nt
Organism: Aspergillus thermomutatus
Lineage: Eukaryota; Fungi; Ascomycota; Eurotiomycetes; Eurotiales; Aspergillaceae
Gene: pin1
Product: peptidylprolyl isomerase ESS1
Exons: 4
Coding region: 1-534 (177 amino acids)
Cellular component (GO): cytosol; nucleus
Molecular function (GO): peptidyl-prolyl cis-trans isomerase activity; protein binding
Source: RefSeq, a predicted model, not a curated record
AUGGUAGAAACAGGUCUUCCCGAAGGAUGGGAGGUUCGCCAUUCCAACUCCAAGAACCUUCCAUACUACUUCAAUCCUUCGACCAAGGAGUCCCGAUGGGAACCACCCGCCGGCACAGAUACCGAGUUGCUGAAGGUCUAUAUGGCAGACUACCACAGCGCCCCCGCCGGGCGGCCUGAUGGCACAGGCCAGGGUGAGGGCAAGAUCCGUUGCAGUCACCUCUUGAUCAAGCAUAGAGACAGUAGACGACCAAGCAGCUGGAGGGAGGCGGAUAUCACCCGAUCGAAGGAGGAAGCCAUCGAGAUCCUUCGGGGCCAUGAACAACGCAUCCGCUCGGGUGAAGUUAGCUUGGGCGAUAUCGCAGUCUCGGAGUCGGAUUGUAGCAGUGCCAGGAAGAAGGGCGACCUUGGGUUCUUCGGCCGUGGCGAGAUGCAAAAGGAAUUCGAGGAGGCAGCCUUUGCACUGCAACCAGGUCAGGUCAGCGGCAUUGUUGAGACGGCAUCUGGAGUCCACCUUAUUGAACGCGUUCAGUGA